GCUCGCCUGUGACGCAACACUCGCGCGACGUUCAAUUCUACCAAGUGACUACAACUAGAGAGCAAACCCCUUCGUUGAUAAGAAAGUGCGUCGUUCGGUUUAAAAAAGUCGUAUCGCAGUCUGAAGAGCGAUACGACAACAGUGGAAGCAGGAGCACGGGAGCGAAUGUUGAGAUAGGAGUAUAGAUAAAGGCUAGAUCCCUCACGGCGGAGUCUAGAACGUCAUCAAAGCGGCCAUCUUGCCACAGGCAAACUUUCUGGCAGUAUCUGUUGUACCUGAGGUAAGGAAAUUGCUGACUUUAUUGCCAGUGAAGAUGCCAGACUUUUGUGCAGCCUACGGAUGCUCCCAUCACCGUUGUCUCGAAACGAGAACCCGUGGGAUCACCUUUCACCUGUUUCCCAAAACUGGAGAGAGGAGGAGGAUGUGGGAGGCUGCCCUAAGAAGGGACUGUUUUGCUGCCUCUGACAGGACACUGCUCUGCAGUGAGCACUUCAGGAGAGAGGACUUUGACAGGACGGGGCAGACUGUCCGGCUUAAAGAUGGUGUUGUGCCAACCAUUUUCAACUUUCCAGCUCAUCUUCAAAGGACGCUAGCAACAAGAAGCAUAACCACUUCUAGUAGAGCGGAUGACAACCUGCCAAUGGACUUGAUGCCUGAUGUUGGAGCCACUGGAGAGAGGAGAUUGACGCAGGCCACUGACCACUUAUAUGCAUUGCCUGCUUCCCCUAAGGCUAUAAAGGCCAAACUUGAAGAAGCCUCAGCGAGAUUGAGGAAACUGCAGCGGGAGAAGAGUAAUGCCUUGAGGAGAGAAAAGAGGGCCAAGAACAGCAUGCAGGCCCUUCUGGAGGAAAGUGGUGAACUCCGAAGAGCAAUGUGCUGACCCAGAGCUGGACAGGAUUGGCAGCGACAUUGCGGAGGGGGGGGGGGCUGGACCUCAACCUCCAAUUUCAACCCAUCACUGCCUACAAGACGACAAGAAGGAGACGCUACGGCAGUGUCUCCUCGUGCUGGGGGAGAAGACGCUGCGGAAGAUGCUGCCUGAUGAGCUCAAGGCCACUUUCCAAGAUGCUGAGCUCUUCUAAGACUUCUCAUUCAAAUCAGUGCUGAUCUUGUUUGUUCGACCUUGAAGUUACAAUCGGGAAGAUUUCGGUGCCGGUUGUUUUGAUGAUGCCGCUGGUCAGUAAUACCACACCAGACACAGAGGGAGCAGUUAUGUCGGGAGAACAACAAAAGAGGAGCUGGUGUGCUGUAUAUAUUUGUAUCAGACUUAAGUCAAGUUAUUUGUUUAUUUUUUGUUUUUUUAUUUGCCUUUAUUUAACCAGGUUGGUCCCGUUGAGAUACAAUGACCUCUUUUCCAAGGGAAGCCUGGCCAAGACAGCAGCAUACAAAAAAAUGUCAACAAGUUGAAACUGGUAUGCUGGAAUCAGUUCUUCAUGUAUACAUACACUGAUUUACUCCAGGAUGACCGGGUCAUGUGGCAGUCAGUCAUCUGCUCCAAAACCUAUACAUCGAUCAGAUGGUUGCUGUGGACGAUCCAAUAUGCCGCCAUUAAAAAAAGUUACGGUAAUGGCCCAGUAUUUGUUUUGCCAAAGAUUUAUUUUUUCCGUGAGGGGUGAGGCAUUCAACUGUUCAGAGCACCCACAGCAACACAUAUCAGCACCUGUUGCUACAGGGGUUUACUUUAGCCAAGAAGGUAGCAUUUCAAUUUACUUGAACCACUGCACUUAAACUUUAUGGACUCUAUAUUCACAGCAGCGGCAGCAGGGUUGUACCCCCGGUGCACUUUACCAUGUCUUAUUCAGACCACAGUGGACUCUCUGUGCAGCAGGUAUAAUCGGAGCGGAGAGGCUGUACUGUAGCACUGUUUUGAAUUGCGGCCGGUUCAGCUCACCUCCACUUUGCGCUGACCCGCGCUCCUGACGAACCGCAGUGCCUACAGACACUGGCGUGAUGCAAUGAAUAGAUUUUGGAAUGGACACCUCCAGCUUUCUUUACCCGAGGCAGCCACUGUGUACACACCGCCUUGUUUCCGCACUCCUCUAACAAGCUGCAGAGAAAGCGAUGUGCUGAAUGAGGGAAGCAGGGGAGCUGCUGUGCUGUGAUCCUGAGCCAAAAGGAAAAGCGAUUUGUUCUUCGGCGGCAUUACUCAGUGUGUUUGUGCUAUUAGUUUUUUUUAAGGAGAUGAUUAAAAACUGUUAAAUGGGAAUAUUUAACCAAACAACCCUCUGUGUUUUCUUCUGCUACAGUCACUCAGUAUGACAUGGUUUUUUCUAACCAUUCAAUCUGUAUAAAGCAACAUGUUGUAUAAAGCAAACAAGUAGAGGCACUACUACCUGCAUUUUUAUUCCAGCAUACUUUGUGUGAAAUAAAAUCACUCUGC
Molecule: messenger RNA, 2380 nt
Organism: Pleuronectes platessa (European plaice)
Lineage: Eukaryota; Metazoa; Chordata; Actinopteri; Pleuronectiformes; Pleuronectidae
Product: THAP domain-containing protein 6
Exons: 6
Coding region: 314-880 (188 amino acids)
Source: RefSeq, a predicted model, not a curated record